AGCUUUGAAGAGGGAAGUUUUGCAGGGGCUCGGCUGGCAGUGCGUCGGCCGUUGGCGGACCCUGCGCGGGCUCGCGGGCGCGUCUCCGGGCUCCGGCGGGAUCCGAACCCGCGGCGCCGCUCCGCCGUGCGCCCCUCGGCCCCGCGCCGCCGGCUCGGCCGCGGCGCCCCCGACCGCAGACCGCGCGGCUGCCGCCUCCGGCGCGGCCGCGACCGCCCUCGGCGCGCGACAUGGACGUGCUGCCCAUGUGCGGCAUCUUCCAGGAGCUGCAGAUCGUGCACGAGACCGGCUACUUCUCGGCGCUGCCGUCGCUGGAGGAGUACUGGCAACAGACCUGCCUGGAGCUGGAACGUUACCUCCAGAGCGAACCCUGCUACGUGUCAGCCUCCGAAAUCAAGUUCGACAGCCAGGAAGAUCUGUGGACCAAAAUCAUCCUGGCUCGGGAGAAAAAGGAGGACCCGGACCUGAAGCUUUCCUCCAGUCCCCCCGAGGAUGCUCUGAACAGCCCCGGCUUUGCUUACAACCUGGACACCAACAGCCUGAACUCCGACGUGAGCAGCGAGUCCUCGGACAGCUCCGAGGAGCUUUCUCCCACCACUAAGUUUACCUCCGACCCCAUCGGCGACGUCUUAGUCAACUCGGGCACCCUGAGCAACUCUGUCACCUCCACGCCCCCGUCUUCUCCAGAACUGAGCAGGGAGCCUUCUCACCUGUGGGGCUGCGUGCCGGGCGAGCUGCAGCCCCCCGGGAAGCUGCGCAGUGGGACUGCGGGAAAGCCCGGUGACAAGGCCAGCGGGGACGCCUCCCCGGACGGCCGGAGGCGGGUGCACCGCUGCCACUUUAACGGCUGCAGGAAAGUUUACACCAAAAGCUCCCACUUGAAAGCACAUCAGCGCACUCACACAGGAGAGAAGCCUUACAGAUGCUCAUGGGAAGGGUGUGAGUGGCGUUUUGCAAGAAGCGAUGAGUUAACCAGACACUUCAGAAAGCACACUGGUGCCAAGCCUUUUAAAUGUUCUCACUGUGACAGGUGUUUCUCCAGGUCCGACCACCUGGCCCUGCACAUGAAGAGGCACCUGUGAGGGAGCAGAGCGGCGAAUCCUGCGGGCUAAAAGGCUUCCAGGCUGAGAGACAGCCGUGGAAGGAGGGUGCGCGUUCCAGCCAAAGCAUGCCAUUUUGCACCCCACCCAGUUGCCUCCAGGACCUCGACUUGCAAGGUCUUUCGAGGGCGAAAACGUCAUGUCAGAAGCGGCGGAGCACCCGCGGUGUGUGGUGUUUGGGUGGCCCUGGACUCGCCAUGGGUACCUGUCUUCCGAGUGGUCCCCAAGCCUUUGCCGUGAGCAUGUGCACUGAGAAUGUUACUGGUUGGGUUGACUGUCUGCGGAGGGUCUGUUCGUUACUGACUGUGUGAUGGGGGCAAAAGAGUCUUUUUCCCUUGCGGUGGCGAGACCGCAAGAGGCAGCGAGCGCGGAGUUUGAGUGUAGUGUGUGCGAGGAGCAUCCCACGAGAUGAGAUGACCACCGAUCAUUUCCUGGGGGGUGGGGAUCUGCGCCUUAGGGGGGUAAAAAGAAAAAGAUGUUAAAAAAAAAAAAAAAAGAAGAAGGGAAAACAUGGAGGGCGGGCGUGGGUGGUCAAGACCCCCGGUGUGGCGGAUGGGUGUGGGGAGGGAAGCCCCUUCCCCGUGUGAGAGAACUUUCCGUGUCUGGUGCAGCUACGAAAAAAAAAAAAAAAGUGCAAUGUGUCAAGUAGCUUGUUUACUUGCUACAACAGAGCUCAUUUGUUACCCGUCGUAUAAGCUGUGUAUUUACGAAUAUAACACAUUGAUAACUUUUCCUUAUAAGACAAAAAGUAAUGCAUGGUCUGGGGAACUAUCUGCUUUCCAUUCUUAAAUCAGGACUACAAUGUCGGUUCCAGUUACUGAGCAGCUAAGAUAGGAUUGGUCGAAUUCAGUGAUUCCCUAGCCGUCUGGGCCUGGCGAUACACAACUCUUCCCCACCUCCCCCUACCCCAGCGAUUUCACAACACUCCCCUUUCAGAAAGGCGUUGUGCAGCGUAGGGUUAUUUUUUAAAUGAUUCUGAAUUUGAAGUACCUUUUUGGAGAAUUUCCUGAUGCCCUUUGAAGACAUUGGGCAUAUGUUGGGUAUCAAGAAUGCUAGGGCUGGGAAUUGCUAGUCUAAUGUUGCAUUAGACUAAGAACCUAAAAUUUUUCUCCGUUGGGUGGAUAAAACCACUAAAGCUUAGAAACUGUUUUCUCAUGCAGCUAAGUUUCUCUUAUUUAUGCCUUGAGGACUAAUUUCUGGUUUUCUAGCUGUUAAUGCACUGUAGAUCUUAAUAAUGGUGCCUUAUGCAAGUGGCCCCUUCCGUGGGGGUCUCAUACAGGGGUUUGGGUGAUGCAUGCUUUAUUAAGGCUCUUUUCUCACCUGGCAUUGUACUGUAUCACUGUAUAAUACAGAAACAAAAAUCUCUUUAAAGUCCUCCUUCACAAAGACAAACAGAGAGAUGAAACUCCCCAAACAAGUCAGUAUUUACUCGAUAUUUUAGACAACUUGACUUCAGUGUUAAAGUGGAAAACACAUGAUAAUUAGGAAAUUGGACCAUUUCUGCCACCAUGAGACUUUCAUAUAGACUUUGCACAACAAUUGUAUAGAUCACACACCGGCUGUAUUGAAUAUGUAACAUUUUCACACAUAUUAAAGAUACAGAAGUAUAAAGAAACAAUGUUAACGUAUUUGCUUAAAAGGCACAAGCUCCACAUAUCUAUCUAGCUAUCUGUCGGUAAUACAGAAAGUAUAUUACUUUUUUUAAAAAAGUGGGCGGAAUUCUUGUGUAUGUAUAUGUGUGUGUAUAGUGUGUGUAUGUGUGUGUGUAUGUGUGUGUAUGUGUGUGUAUAUAUAUACAUAUAUAUAGAUAAUAUAUAAAUAUUUUUUUAAGGAGAAAUGAGAAUGUUUAGAUAGAAAAUUCCACAGCCUGUGAAGAAAUAUUUCAGAAUGGCCAUAAAGGAGGUAAAAGUUAAAACCGUAACUUUUAUAAAGGCUUUAUCUGUAAUUUAAUGAUUUGCUACAGAUCCUUGGCAUCCAAUCUAUUUCAGACUGCUGACUUUGCUCAUCGUUAUUGGCAGGUCCAGAAUAAGGGACCUUCGGCCCUUUGAAAGUGGCACGGAGGGAACCCUAGCCCACUAAUUGGUCUCAGACACACUAAGGGUUUGAUUUUGAAUUUCAGCCUUAUUAGAACAUCUACCCUAAGAGGAAGGGAAUCACAGGGAGUCUUUUUUAGAAUACUUUUUAUGCAGAUGAAGCUAUUUUUUCCAGCACAUAGAUUCUUCCAGUUUUUCCAACAAGUAAUUUCCCCGAAUUGGCGUACCACAGCAUGGACAGCUGCUAGGUCAUCCAGCUGCUGGCUUGUGGGUGUGGAUCUUUUCUUUAUAUAUAUAUGUAUAUAUAUAUAUAUAUAUAUACACAUAUGAGUCUGGCUGGGCUGGUAUUUUGUUUGAUCUUCCUGGAAAUGAGCAAUGAGGAAAGCUCACAUAACUGGUUUUUUUUUUUGUUGUUUUUUUUUUUUUAAUCUGGGCUGAUGGAUACACUUACCUGAAGAGCUCAUUUCAUUUUGCUGAGGGGAAAAUGCACUUUUCUUUUGGCAACUCCAAAUCCAGGCACUUGGUUUGCUGGGUUUGGGGAAACCCCUUUUUUGGCCCUGCUGUGUUACUUAGCCAUAACAAUUCCAUUAAGCAAGAAGGUAAACAAAAGACAAAAAAGGAAAAAAAAAAAAACAAACCGAAACCCACAACAACUUGCACUGGCUUGUCUCCCUUACGAAACACCAUGAAGUUGUGAGGCUGGUGCCAUGUUGUCAACGCCUGUAAUUUUCAUAAUAAGCAAGGACAUAAAGAAUCACAUUCUGUUCAGGUGAUAACUGAGCCUCAAUCAAGCAGAAACUUUUUGCUUGACGUUAAAAAAAAAUUUCUAUUAGUGAAAUUUCUUUUUUUUUUUUUGAAGCACCCUGUUAGCUAAAGAAUCUUUGUAAGAUUUUUGUAAAAUUUUGUUUUACAAGAUUUUAUUUGAAAUUGUUUUUUGCAAGAUUGUUAUAUUUCUGUAUGAAUGUAUUUUUUAUUGGAAUAACAUAAAAGAAUUCUUAUCAGCA
Molecule: messenger RNA, 4137 nt
Organism: Mustela lutreola (European mink)
Lineage: Eukaryota; Metazoa; Chordata; Mammalia; Carnivora; Mustelidae
Gene: KLF6
Product: KLF transcription factor 6
Exons: 4
Coding region: 231-1082 (283 amino acids)
Biological process (GO): regulation of transcription by RNA polymerase II
Molecular function (GO): DNA-binding transcription factor activity, RNA polymerase II-specific; RNA polymerase II cis-regulatory region sequence-specific DNA binding
Source: RefSeq, a predicted model, not a curated record